Messenger RNA from Alosa sapidissima (American shad), 6167 nucleotides. It is a transcript of the gene sema6cb, whose product is annotated as sema domain, transmembrane domain (TM), and cytoplasmic domain, (semaphorin) 6E. Gene Ontology annotation, molecular function: chemorepellent activity; semaphorin receptor binding. The transcript has 22 exons. The record is from RefSeq and is a predicted model, not a curated record. Bases 587 to 3829 code for a protein of 1080 amino acids. Lineage: Eukaryota; Metazoa; Chordata; Actinopteri; Clupeiformes; Clupeidae. Gene Ontology annotation, biological process: negative regulation of axon extension involved in axon guidance; negative chemotaxis; positive regulation of cell migration.
CACUGUAGACUCGUGUAGAUCAACGUAGUACUACGGAGCGCGCUUUCGCAGUGUGUGAGAUCCAGUGAUAACAAACGUCCUGUGGGAAAACUAACAAAUCUCGAGUGCAUGUCUGUGUUCCGUUUGGUUACCCUGUACAGACCGGACUUCAGCUCAUCAAGAAACCUGAUGUCUGUUCGUGGCUUGAGGACAAAAUAGGAGAAAAGGUCGAUCCCAAGUCACAGCUCAAUGAAGUAGCCGAUCCCACCGCCAUCCCACGUUUUCUGCCCGAGAACCAACAAACUGGCAUCAAGCAGUCGGAGAGGCUGAAAGACCUGGGACUUGGCGAGGGACUGCAGAGUUUCUGUCGAGUCUGAGGGGGUCGAACCCCCUUCUCUGUUCCCCCCUUCCCCCCCCACACCCCCCCACACCCCUUCACCACUCCGCACCAGCACUAAACCACUUGGCUUGUGAGACUCCAGAAAGAAAACCAUAAAGCACGCAGUUCACCAAAACAACUCACAACAACUGUAAUCACCUGCGGGGGUGGUCAGUCCUCUGUGGGUCAUGCUGAGAUCUGGCUGAGCUGCAGGAUCACUGUGCUGCAAUGAGGCUGUCGCUGGGGCCCCCGCGGCCCCUCCUGGCCUGGGCCCUGGCCCUGGUCCUCUCCUUCUGCCCCCUCCCUGCCCGCCUCGGGAUCAUGCCAUUCCCCCAAGACCUGGAGCCCAUCAGCAUCGUCGGGAGCGAAUACUCGUACCUGUACCCCAGCUUCCAAGGGCUAAUGGAGGACAAUGACACGGCGCGGCUGGGCUUGGAUUUUCAGCGGAUGCUCCGCAUCAACCACAUGCUCUACAUCGCUGCCAGGGAUCACGUCUUUGCCGUCAAUCUCACUUCCUCGUCACAGCAGAUUGUCACUCAGCAGAAGCUGACAUGGAAGACAAAGAAUGUGGAGAAAUGCACAGUGAGGGGCAAGAACAGCGAUGAAUGUUACAACUACAUCAAAGUGCUUGUCCCGCGCAACGAUGAAACCCUUUUCGCGUGCGGCACCAAUGCCUUCAACCCCACCUGCCGGAAUUACAAGAUGUCCACUCUGGAGCAGGUUGGAGAGGAGGUGGCUGGACAGGCGCGCUGCCCAUUCGAGUCGCGGCAGUCCAACGUUGGCCUCUUCGCUGGUGGGGAUUUCUACUCGGCUACCAUGACGGAUUUCUUGGCCAGCGACGCGCUGAUCUACCGCAGCCUGGGAGAGAGCAGCCCCGUGCUGCGCACCGUGAAAUACGACUCCAAGUGGCUGCGAGAGCCUCAUUUCCUCCAUGCCAUAGAGUACGGCAACUAUGUGUACUUCUUCUUGAGCGAGAUUGCAGUGGAGUACACCGCCCUAGGCAAGGUGGUGUUCUCGCGAGUGGCCCGGGUCUGCAAGAACGACAACGGCGGUUCCCCGCGGGUUCUCGAGCGCUACUGGACCUCCUUCUUGAAGGCGCGGCUCAACUGCUCAGUGCCGGGCGACUCCUUCUUCUACUUUGACGUGCUCCAGUCCCUGACCAACGUCAUGCAGAUCAACCAGAAGCCCGCCGUGCUCGGAGUGUUCACCACGCAAGCCAACAGCAUCACCGGCUCUGCAGUGUGUGUGUUCUACAUGGACGACAUUGAGAGGGUUUUCAACGGCAAGUUCAAGGAACAGCGCAACAGUGAGUCCGCCUGGACCCCCGUGCCCGAGGAGAUGGUGCCCAAACCCAGGCCUGGCUCCUGUGCUGGCGAUGGCCCAGCCGCAUCCUACAAGUCCUCCACGACCUUCCCAGAUGACACAUUGACCUUCAUCAAGUCCUACCCGCUGAUGGACGAGGCUGUACCCUCGGUCAACGACCGGCCAUGCUUCACGCGCACCACCAGCAGGUUCAAGCUGACCCAGUUGGCCGUGGACACCUCGGCCGGGCCAUAUAAGAACCACACGGUGCUGUUCCUGGGCUCGGAGGACGGCCGCGUGCUCAAGGUGCUGGCCAGCACGCACGCCAACGCCUCCUUCAGCACGCAGGUCCUGGAGGACAUCGACGUUUACAACCCAGCUAAGUGUAACAUCCGCGGGGAGGACCGGCGCGUGCUUGGCCUGGAGCUGGACAAGGACCACCAUGCCCUCUUCGUGGCCUUCUCCAGCUGCGUGGUGCGCGUGCCACUCAGCCGCUGCGCCCACUACGGCUCCUGCAGGACGAGCUGCCUGUCCUCACGAGACCCCUACUGCAUCUGGCUGAAGAUGGGGCUGUGCGCCACCAUGGCGCCUGGAAUCAAGCAAGGGUUUGACCAGGAUGUGGAGAGUGGUUACACGCAGUAUCCAGACAGUUGUCAUGACGUUUUGGCCACCACGCGGAAGCAGAACACCGUAGUGGACUCUGCUUAUGGAAAGACCACCCCCACUACAACCGCCAGCACAACCAGUCAGGCAGCAGUCCUUCCCAAGGUGCCCGGUGACUCACAGAAAGGUACAGGGCCUGAGGGGCACCCUUCAGUGGGGGACCAGGGCUCACCUGACUCUGAGGCCAUCAGUGUGGAGGGUGUGCGCCGUCCUCCUGAGGUGGAGAAGACCAACCACAGUGUCCACUACACCCUCCUCAUCGCCUGCGUGCUCGUGGCGUUCGUCCUGGGCGCGUUCCUGUCCGGCUUCCUGGUCUCUUGCUACUGCAACCACAACUCGAGCAAGACCAAGAGGCUGCCCAAGGACCCGGAGGUGUCCAUCCCUCACGCGCUCUCGCUCCGCAGCCUGGCCAAGCUCAACGGUCUGCUGGAGAGUCAGAGCAAGGAGGACAAGCUGGACGUGCCGUCGCCCAAAGUCUACAACUCGUUCUUCGGCAACGGGAAAGAGCACCCCUCCCGGAGGCACCACGGAAUGGCCGACCUCAUCCACCCUCAUCACCACCACCACGGCUCCGAGCUGUCUGGGCUGCCGACACCCGACUCGACGCCGGAGCUGCCCAUCAAGAGCAUGAAGGCCUUCAAGAACCAGUGGGAAAAGAACCAGAACUGCAACAACGCCAAGGAGCCCAAGCCCCACAACGUGCCCGGCUCCAGGCCCAGCUCAGGGCUGCAGCAGCAGGUGUUCCCCUUCUCACACGGGCUGUCCAACGGCCAGGCCCUGGGUGGCUCCAUGCAUCUGGAGGAGCGCAAGAUCCACAACACGGAGCGCAUGAUGAGCCAGCAGCCGUACCACGGCUACCCGCACAAGGUGGUGGACGUCACGUCGCUGGACGAGCUCUUGAAGCACAUCCACGAGAUCAACGUGACCACAGGGGGCAUGGGCGGGGGCGGCAAGGUCAUGACCUCGUCCAUGUCGGCCCACGCUGGCCAGAUGGCCUUCGCCAACCGCGUCCAGCCGCAGAUCCCCGAAACGGAGACGGCGCCGUACUACAGCUCGUCCACGCUGCCACGGGACAGCCUGACGCGGCGUAUGGACGUGCCGCCCGACAUGCCACUGCCUCCGCCGUCGCAGUCCACGCUGGAGCGCCUCUCGCGCCACCCCGGCCACCGGCACUCGCUCAUCGCCGCCUCCAAGAUGGCCGCCGGGGGCGGUGGCGGGAUGGUGGCCCGCCAGCACAGCUUCAACCACCAGGGCGGGCGCCCGCUUAUGCUCGCGCGGAUCAACUCUGCCGGGAGCAGCAGCGGCGGUGGCGGCGGCUGCGAGGUGCGCCACCCACUCAUCCCCGGGAGCUACCUGAUGCGCCAGCACAGCUACAGCGAGCAGCCCGAGUGCCACCGUGGCGUCAACGUGCGCCGGACGGCGUCGCUCAAGCCCGACGUGCCCCCCAAGCCACUCUUCAUCCCCGCCACCUCGCCCGUCAACCAGCAGGGCAAGUUCAACUACUGAGGUCAACCACGACAGCUUGUUUUACCACCAACAACAAAAACAGGACUGCACACACAUAUCUGUGUAAUCCCAUGACUGGAAAUGAAAAUUAAAAAGAAAAGAAGAAUAUUCAAACGAGCAUUGAGAUUUGAACUGGCAGUCGGGGAUGCUGCCUCUACACUUGAGCGUGACCCACUGUCCUCUAUGUCCAUUGAAUAUAUUUGUACCAUAUUGGUAUUGCUCAGCUAUUCGCUUCUAGAUGGUGGAAAACUGGGGAUAGCAUCUGCCAGAAGAUCACCUUGUUUUUUAGGCUGCCACUGUCUUCAUUGUGGCUUUAAAUGCAACUCUGAACAGUAAGGGCUGGCAUCACCACGGAAACUGCUGGACACAAGCGGCUUUGGGCAUAUUGUGAUGCUGCUCAUCUUUUUGCUUUUGCUCAGCUAUUCUGUUGGACGUAGAGGUGAUGAUCAGUGAUUGUUUCUUAUAAUAACGUGUAUAUAUAUAUGCAUGUGUGUGUGUGUGUGUGUAUAUAUGUGUGUUCAUAUCUACACAGUAUAUAUGUAUACAAUACACAGAUCAAACACAGUAUCAUGUCUAUACUGUGGGUUACAGCUUCUCAAAAGAAACACUUUAUUUGCCUUAUUUUGAGAACAAAAUAAACUGUUACAUUUUUACAACCCCCCUCCCCUAGUAACCCUAGUAUAUUGCACCAUCUUAAAAAAAAGACCACGCAAGAGAUUUAUAAGCAAUAACCAUACCACAAACUCCCUUGAAAUGGCAUGAAAUUAAGUCUAAGCGUUUAAUUACGCAAAGCUUCAUCAUUUUGAGGAUAUUUGUAUUGCAUUCUCAAUUUCUAGUAACAUUUGGGCAGUGACCAAAAAAGGUAGGCAUGGGAAGACCACUAAUGUUCUUCUGUGGCCAUAUAUGCAGUAUUAAAACUACCCCGGACUAACGUGUGUUUGGUAUGUGUGUAUGUCCAAGCAGAAGCUUUGCAAAAACAGGUAUAUCAGCAAACAAGAGAUCAUACAUACAUUCACAACAAAUAUUACUCCCUUGGGUUUAAUUUAGUGAAGACUGCAUCACUUGCAAUUAACUUUGUAGUCAUUGGUUGUAAAUAUAGGAAUAAUAACUAGCCGAAUAUUAAUUGUUUAAUUGUGUAAAUUGUGCCUUAUUUAAUAUGGUAUGUGCUCUGGGAAAGGGUGGGGGUGACGAAUGAAAGUGAAGAUGCUACAGUUUGUGUUUUAUCUUUUUUAUUUUUCAAUUUCAAUGUCAGUAUACUGUAUGCCACAUGUACCAUAGGUUUAUAUUUCUAUCUAGGCCUUUUUGAUAUCCCCUGAACUGUGUGAAUAGGUUUAACAACUACCAGCUUAAGACUGCAGGUUCUAUUUUAAUCUAUUUGGCUCCACUCCUGUGCUUUUCCUUCUCAUUGAGUGGGUUGUUGAUGCCUUCGCACGCAUUCACAUUGCGUUCACCAGAUCUCAAAUCUGCCGGUUUAGUUGAAACACAUAUUUUUACAGUAGUGCAGUAGAGCACACAAAGAGCACCAGUAGUGUAGUGGAGCAUUCGCUUCAGAGAGUAGUGUUUGUGUUUGUACUUUUCUUCUAUUUUAUUCCACUGCUCUUAGACAACAGCUGAGACUAUUGAUAGGGGAACCAAUGCUGAUCAAGCUGUUUCAUUACAUCUUGUGUUCCAACACUGCCUGCAGUGGAACUCAAUGUGAUACUUGCUCUGCAUCUCUCUUUCUUUCUUUCUCUCUCUCCCCCCCCUGUCUAUUUUUCUUUUCUCUCUCUCUCUCAAUCUUUCUCUCUUAGACAUACACACUUUCUCGGUUCUCUGCUCUUAAGAAUACCUAUUGAUGUGGUGCUCCACUAUUGCACUUUCAGACCAAUUUCUGAGUAUUGCUUUUAACUGUACUCUUGACUAAAAUGUUCUCAAGAUUAUCAUACAAAUGUGAAACAAAAUGGUGUAUUUGUAACUGCCUGGAUUACUGCAGUUCGUCUGCACUUGAAUUCACCACAAGCUGACUUCUCAUUCAUAUAUACUCAUCAGGCUUGUAGAUGGCCAGUCAUAACACAUGUGCAUUCAAAGUAAAAUAAAAAUUAUAAUAUUUGGGAAAACAAUGGUUAAAGAAAUAUAUUGAGAACAAAAGAAGCACCUAUUACUGACAAUAGUCAUGUCAGUAUGACCUUACACCAAGAAGAGGACUGUGUUUAGUUGUUGAGAUAAAGAGUAGCUUAUUGGAACAGAAAUAGUGGUUAAUGAAGGAAAGGGAAUAGUCUUUGUCAAUUUUAAUUGCUAUAAACAUUGAGGUUUCUUGUUAUUGCACAGUGUAAAUAAAAAUAAUGUCAUUUGGAGCUUU